Messenger RNA from Lotus japonicus, 2227 nucleotides. Its product is annotated as replication protein A 70 kDa DNA-binding subunit C-like. Gene Ontology annotation, cellular component: nucleus. NCBI's taxonomy places the organism in Eukaryota, Viridiplantae, Streptophyta, Magnoliopsida, Fabales, Fabaceae. The record is from RefSeq and is a predicted model, not a curated record. Gene Ontology annotation, molecular function: DNA binding. Gene Ontology annotation, biological process: DNA recombination; DNA repair; DNA replication. The transcript is spliced from 9 exons. The coding region runs from base 295 to 1974 and encodes 559 amino acids.
UUUUAUUAAAGUUAUUUUCUUCAGUAGGUCAAGAUCCGUCAGCAGUUAACCAUUAGGUGGCCACGAAUAUAACCUACAGGUUCCUCUUUUAGAUGUGCCCAGUCUCCUCCUAGGUCGAAUACGGGUACAUACCGCAUGUAUGUGGGUGGAUAAUAUCAAGCUAUUAUCAUCUGACAUGUUGUUUCUGUGGCUUUUCUUUGUGUGUGAUUGAGCUGUCUAUAAAUAACAUUCGAACCUGCAGAUGAGGCAAACUCAUUCCCAAACCCGUCUGAUUUUCGAAAUUCAAUAUCCGAGAUGAAAGCUGUAUUUAAUGAUGUUUCUGAGCUUCGAAGUGGAAAGGAACAGUGGAAGAUUAUGGUGAAAGUCAUUAGGAUCUGGUAUAGCAAAGGUUUUGCCAGUUCCAAACUUCCCCUUUCUCUUGAGAUGGUGCUGAUGGAUUCUAAGGGUAACAAAAUCCAUGCCACAAUCAAGAAGACUUUGAUGUACAAGUUUGAGAAGUUGCUUGUGGAUGGUAACGUGUAUAGUAUUUCAGGGUUUGUUUUGGUGGAUAGCUGUGGUGAUUACAAGACGACCAGGCACAACUACAAGAUUUGUUUCAUGUUUAAGACUGAGGUUCGUCCAAUGAAUCAGUUUCCUAUUGAGGUGUUUCCUUACACAUUUGUGUCUCUUGCUAAGAUCCUCUCACCUGGGUGUGAAUCAAACUUUUUAGUCGAUGUCAUUGGGAUUCUCACUGGGGUUGGUGUUGAAAGGGAGAUUGUCACUCAUGGGAAGACAUCUAAAAUGAAUGUGGUUGAAAUUGAAUCUGAAGGUUUGAGGAUUGAGUGUGCUCUAUUUGGUGUUUAUGCUGAUGAGCUGACCAACUUCCUUGGUGGUGGUGACCUAAAUAACCCUGUUGUUAUUGUUCAGUUUGCCAAAGUUAAAUCUUUCCAAGGCAAUAAUAGUAUCCAAAAUGUACAUGGUGCCACCAAGAUAUUGUUUGAUCCACCUGUACCGAUGGCUGAUGUGUUGAAGAGGAGGUUUUUGGAAAAAAAUGAUAGUGGUUCUAGGUCUCUUAGCCAGUUGACAGAUUCUAAAAGUGUUUCUGGUGAGGAUGACUUCUUGGUAUUAACUUCUAGCAAGACAAUUGCUGAAUUGAAGGAUUUGAAGAAGGACGUUAUCUGUGUUGUGUAUGGUAGGAUUUGUCCAAUUGAAGAAGGUGUUGAGUGGUGGUACACGGCCUGUAGAUGUAAUAGGAAGGUGUAUGCUGAUGAAAAGAUGUUCUUUUGUGAAAGCUGUAAUCGCCAUGUCCUUGCAGUGUAUCCUAGGUAUCGUUUGCAGCUGACUGUGGAAGACCAUACUGGGAUUGCUAAUUUGGUUCUUUUUGAUAAGGAAGCAUCUUCGUUGGUGGGAAGAUCAUGUACUGAAAUGGUUGAAGUGACUGAAAAGGAUGAUGGUUCUAAUGGAAUUCCGGAGGAAAUUGCUAAGUUCAUUGGUACAGCUGCUCUUUUCAAGAUUGAGGUUAAGAAUUUUACUAGCCUAAGGUUUGAUAGGUCCCGUUUUGAGGCGUCGUAUCGUGUUAAGCGAGUGUGUACAGAUGAAGAUAUUAUACAGCAGUUCAAAAAAAUGCAGCUGGAGCACAAUGUACGUGUUCAUUUGCCUUAUUUUUGCUAUACAUAUUUUCCUAAUGAUGGGUCUGAUAUUAAUCCUUACGGGAUAAAGGUUGGGGCAUCUUCAAGCCGUGUUAUGGUGACUCCCCAGUCAACAUUGAAGCAUGAAGGAGUUGCAAAGGAUUUGAUGGAAGAUUUUGGGACUGUUGGGGAUGACAAGUCACCUGUAACACCCUUUGCACUGGAGUCUCCUACCAUUGAUUUGAAUGGAGAUACUCAGGACAUCAUAAACUCUAAAAGGAGUCUAUCAACUGAAAAUGAAGAAUUGGUGUCCGGGUUUGGGAGGAAGAAGAAGAUGUUACUCAAGAUGAAGAAGGACAAGAUGUGAUUGACAUUGGUUGUGUGGUGCAGUGUUUGUAGAAUGUUUAUUUUAACGGAUGUGUUUGUUAAGAAGCAAUUUGUUUAAGUGUUUGUGAAGAAGCAACUUCCAGUUGCAGAUUAUCAAGUGUGUAGGAACAGUUUGUGUAAGUAUUGGUGAAGAAGCAACGUUUAGUUGCAAUUUGUCAACUGUGUAGGAUUAGUUGUUUACUAUUUGGAUUAUUUAAGUUUUUGAAUGUUGGUAUUGGAUGAUUGUAAGGAAA